UAUUAAAUGCCUAAGAUGGUUAAGUGUUCCAUUUCCGUUAAAACAGUUGGACGGCAAAUCCCAUUUAACGCUGCAUCUUACUUUCUUCCGUUGAGCUCUCGUGUCGAACGCUUCUGUUGACAGGGAGCACCUUGGCGCUGUUCAAACGUGUGUGUGAGCUGCUCCCUUGCCAUGAAUAUCUAAACACUUGUUUGGUCGUGCGCAUAGGCUCCUUGGUUCUUUGGUUUUGCUCUCACGCUCUCUGCACUUGAGGAGUGUUUGACUUUGAUGAUUCGGAAGGAGAGUGAAAACUUGCCUUCAUGCGAUUACCUGAAGAGAUUGAGGAAUGGGAAGAUGGAUGUUGCCUCUAGAGAUGAGGUUCUUGACUGGAUUGCAAAGGAGAGUAAGAGCUGGAUGAUGCAGCUUUUAGCUGUUGCUUGUUUGUCUAUAGCAGCCAAAAUGGCGGAAACUGAUGUCCCCCUCUCUCUAGAUUUACAGACUGGGGAUAGCAAGUAUGUGUUUGAAGGUAGAACCAUUCAAAGAAUGAAGCUUCUUGUGUUGACUACACUUAAAUGGAGAAUGCAGGCAGUCACUCCAUUCUCAUUUAUGGAUUACUACCUCACGAAGAUAAACAGUGAUCGAAUUGCUUCAUGUUCUUCCAUUGUCAAAUGCACAGAACUCAUACUGAGCACACUUAAGGGUAAAUUUGUUCAGAUGUACAUUUGUGACCUUGAUUAAUGCUUUAUCAUUUCCUAGACUAAUAUUUAGGUGUUCAAAUUAAUGACAGGGAUUAACUUUAUAGAAUUCAAGCCAUCUGAGAUUGCAGCAGCUGCAGUGGCUAUAUCUGUUGCAGUAGAAACUGAGGUUGUAGACAUUGAGAAAGCAAUUUGUUCACUUACCCCCCAAAUACAUAAG
Molecule: messenger RNA, 894 nt
Organism: Cuscuta epithymum
Lineage: Eukaryota; Viridiplantae; Streptophyta; Magnoliopsida; Solanales; Convolvulaceae
Source: the annotation of a GenBank genome assembly